AUGACGACGCCGUGCCGGACCAUAAACGCAAAUGCUAUCUCCGCGCCGUCGCCUUCGGGAUCGAUCUUCCACGGUUGUCGCAAUUUCGUCCCGAUUGAUAAAAGGCUAGUUAAAUCAAGCUAUCGUGGCUUGAAUCUUCCCACGAAGAGCUCGGCAGCAUGUAGUCUCAAGUCUCCGGGGCGAUUUCUCUCUUCGCGCGUGGCCUCUACCUCUGCGUCGGCGGCUGUGACAUCGAAUUCUACGAAUAGAUUCGAAGCUUUGGAAGAAGGGAUAGAGAAGGUAAUUUAUUCAUGUCGAUUCAUGGCGUUUCUUGGAACAUUGGGAUCUCUGUUCGGAUCGGUUAUAUGUUUCACCAAGGGAUGUAUGUAUGUUGCGGACUCGUUUGUGCAGUAUUCUGUGAAUCGUGGGAAAGUGAUACUACUUCUAGUAGAGGCUAUAGAUAUAUAUCUUCUAGGAACUGUGAUGUUGGUCUUUGGAAUGGGACUUUACGAGCUCUUCAUUAGCAAUCUCAACACUUCAGACUCGCAUUCACACGAUAAUGUUGCCAAUAGAUCGAGUCUCUUUGGCAUGUUCCCAUUAAAGGAGCGACCACAAUGGUUAGAGGUGAAAUCGGUAAGCCAGCUGAAAACGAAGCUGGGGCAUGUAAUAGUGAUGCUGCUGCUGAUUGGUUUGUUCGAUAAGAGCAGGAAAAUUGUUAUAACUUCAGUCACUGAUUUGCUUUGUAUCUCUGUUUCUAUCUUUCUUUCUUCGGCUUGUCUCUACUUGCUCUCUAGGCUCCAUGAAUGA
Molecule: messenger RNA, 786 nt
Organism: Microthlaspi erraticum
Lineage: Eukaryota; Viridiplantae; Streptophyta; Magnoliopsida; Brassicales; Brassicaceae
Source: the annotation of a GenBank genome assembly